Messenger RNA from Kazachstania africana CBS 2517, 2808 nucleotides. RefSeq lists its product as uncharacterized. The transcript has a single exon. Gene Ontology annotation, molecular function: DNA binding. Bases 1 to 2808 code for a protein of 935 amino acids. Lineage: Eukaryota; Fungi; Ascomycota; Saccharomycetes; Saccharomycetales; Saccharomycetaceae. The record is from RefSeq and is a predicted model, not a curated record.
AUGGAUCCUGAUACUAGUGCUGGAGGUAGUCUACAGAACACUACUCCUCGAGCUACCGUGUUAGAUCGGGGAUUAGGCGACCAUGAAGGGUCUAACAAUGACGACAGUUUGUUACAAGAUAAUCACAAUGGAGAUAUGUUGUUUUCCAGUGGAAACAUAGAAAUUACAGAACUCAAUGCUGAUCCGGCAAUCCCUCAUAGUACUGUUCAAGACGGCUCGGAAAAUAAUAUAGAAAUGAUAAUUGAAGGUGGGAAAAAAUGGCUCCCAAUCUAUUUAUUAAGUAGUAGUCAUUCUACUGUAUGGACGCACUAUUUGUCAUUAAAUAAAUCUUUGAAACGUCUUAAAUGUAAGCAUUGUGGUGAAAUCAUAAAUAGAAAGGAUUCAGUAAACGUUUCCAAUACAAACAUGAAAAAAUAUAAAUGGCAUCUUGAAUCGGUGCAUAAUAAGACGGUAACAUCUAAUUAUUAUAGCACAAAUAGUACUAAACUACCCUAUAAAAUUCAGAAAAGAAAUGGGCGGAAAUUAAUUCUCUCUCCAAUUGAUAAUCUAGAGAGCUAUUUCAUUUUCCAAAGGAGAAAGACAACUGGUCCCGUGGGUCAUCUUAACUUCCUCCAAGAUAUUCAUGAUGAUAAAGUGCUAUAUGGAGAUGGCUUGGCAGAUUUAAGGAAAGAUGUAGUAGGUACAAUAAAAAGAGGAAACAAUGAUGAUGAACAUGACAGCAACAGUACUCAAACUGAGAAAAUUUCAAAAGAAUUACUCUUUACCUCACUGAUUGUAAAUGAAAACCUACCAUUGUCGUUUUCAUUUAAUCCAAUGUUUCAAUUACUAAUUAAAGAUAAUAUUCAGAAAAAUGAGCCCCCUUCAAGAAAUGUUAUUGAAAAGACUAUAAGAUCUCUUACAAAAUCUAUUACAAGGAUGGUCAACGAUGAACUCAGGAACAGCAAUCUUUCGUUUCCACUAAAAUUGGAUUUGGGUAAGUAUGGGGAUACUGUAGGUGACUGGCAAAAAAUGCACGAAAACGAGUUAUUAAUGACUGAAAUGAAGGAACUUUUUUUGAAGUUAUUCAAAUCUAACCUUUUUACAGCCAACCAAGCGAUCUAUGGAAAGGAUUUAUUAGUUACCUCAGUUCAAUUUCAUGACUCAGAGUCAAAUUCCAAUAAAGUAUUACCAAUCUCAAUUCAUAAACUAAAUUCUGUUGUGAGCACUCAUGAAAAUUCAAUUGAAAAGUUUAUAGAGUCUAAAUUAAGCGAGGCCCUCUUCGGAAAGGGAAAUAUGAUUUCUCCAGGAAUAUCAGUUACUCUAGCCAACAAUUUAUUUACAUCGGAUGUAGAAUCUUCGAUGAACUCUGCGUACAUGGCGAAAUCAAGUAAGGUAGCUUUUCGCAGGUGUAUUACUAAUGUGCUGGUAAAUUCAGUGGGUCCCUUCUAUGGACAUCAUGAUACUGAGGGAUCUGGGGCCAUUAGUUCAAAUCAGUUUGCUAUCAAUGGCAAGGAGAAGAAUAAAAUUGAUUAUUUGAUAAACUUAACUCAUGUCAAUAUCAGUUCUUCAAUAUUCGGAAAAAUCAACUCAUUUUAUAGGGAAUUACUCAACGAUCGUGAUCUAUAUGAAAAAUUCAUGAGCUCGUGUAAGGUACUAAAGAUCCCAUUCAAUAAAAAUGCAACUAGACCAUUUAAUAAAAACUUUCCUUCAACUUCACCAAGCUUUUUACGUCAAUUCCUUAAAUUCAGACAAGUGGUCGAAAAAUUAGAAGGUUACCUACAUUACGAGAAGUUUACCAGCCUAGAUUACGAUAUAGUUGAGAUUUAUGAAGAAUUUUUAUCCUCAAUCAAUCAGCUGGUAGCUUUCUUGGUAUCGCCUAUACCAAACUUCCAAUUUGUGUUACUUAUUUUGGUUUCAAUCGAAACGUAUAUCAACAAUAUUAUGAAAUCAAAGGAUCUAAAACUGAUUGACAAAUAUGGAAAACCCUUUGAAGCAUUUUUAAAAGAUAUUCAACUUUUAAAGAAGAAUAUUGUUAAUGACGAAGAUUACAGACUGGCGUUAUUCUACUGUCCUACUACAUUGUACGAAAAACAACUGGUAAGGAGGACAUAUCAAACUGUAGCGCUUCAAGAAGUCACUGAAAAAAUAAAUAAAAUGACAUUACAAGUGUUCGAAAAGUUCAUCAAUUUGCACUCGGAGCCCCAUGUAUUAAUAGAAGAGCACAUCAGCAACCCUGAUAAAAGAACAUAUGAUAAUAAACAAGGUAUGGAUAAAUAUGAUGCUAUAGCACUCUCUGAUUCUAAUAGGUCUGAAUCUGGCGAGGAAGAAGAUCCUGGGCAUCCUGGUAUAAAUGAGAUGAGGAAGUUUCUACUAAAUGAAAUCAACAUUUCUACCACAGAAUAUUUGAAUUCAGUAAACCUGAAUUAUCCAAAUAUACUGAGAGCAGUUGUAGACCAAAAUCAGGUUCUUAAAUAUAAAGAAAAUUCUGGUAAGUUCUUCAACUCCAAAACUGGUAAAAUCCUAAACUCAAUUGAUGAGCUCAUUUACAUCCAUAUUCCCGCAAGUAAUGUUUUCCUUCAACAAUUCAAAUUUUUAGAGAAGGACAAUAACAAUUCAAUUAUUUUCAGUUUUGUGCUGAAAUAUAUCCAAACUCUGUCUGCCUCCUCACUGAAAUCUCAGUUCCUUUUCUUAAACCAGUAUGAACCUUCUAAUGGUAAUGAGCUGUUUAGCGAAAUCAUAAAAUUACGAAUUUUUAACGGGCAGUUCAAUAUCAAUAAAAUUGAUUUCGAACGUGAUAGUCUAAACUCUAUUUGCAAAUAUCGCUCCUAA